AUUCUUUAAAAUGUAUUAUUGUAUUUUAAUGUCUGAAUGUUGAUGCUUGUCUGACUACUGUUCAAUUCAAUAGUUUUUUUAUUUUUUUUAUUUUUUUAUUUUUUUAUUUAAAGUGUUCAAUUUCUUCAAAAACUUCUUCAGUUCAGUUGUUCUUAGAGAAUGAUGGAUUAUUAUAAUAAUAAUGUUACAUAUUAUAUAAGUCUGGAUGGUCAUGUAGAGCUGGAGAGAUACAGAUAUGUUUAUUUUAUAUUGACUCUCGCAGUUUAUCUGCUGAUUAUUUGCUGUAAUUCUGUUGUAAUUUCUGUUAUAUGUGCGAACAAGUCUCUGCAUGAGCCGAUGUACAUUUUCAUCGCUGCUUUACUCUGUAAUUCUCUCUGUGGGACGACGGCUUUUUAUCCUAAACUGCUGAUUGAUUUACUGUCUGAAACUCGUCUGAUUUCUCUGGAAUCCUGUAUUUUACAGUCGUUUUUAAUCUAUACUUAUGGAGCUUCAGAGUUUACACUGUUAUCAGCUAUGGCCUAUGAUAGAUACGUUUCUAUAUGUAAACCUUUACAAUAUGCAACUCUUGUGAACAUGUCUACAGUUAGAAAACUCUUAUUUAUCUGCUGGUUUUUGCCCUCCUGUGAGGUUGGAAUAGCAGAUAUUCUCACUUAUCAGGUGAAGCUGUGUAAAUUUCAGCUCCACAGAAUCUACUGUAAUAACAGCGCUCUUCUGAAGCUGAGCUGUGGAGAUACGACUGUGAGAAAUUCAUACGGACUCUUCGUUUUAGUCAUCGCUGUUUUUCCACCUGUAAUAUUCGUCGUUUACUCCUAUAUAAGAAUUUUAACCGUCUGUUUGAAGAAUUCGAGAGAAUUCAGGAGAAAAGCUCUGAAAACCUGCUUCCCUCAUCUCAUCAUCUUCACUAAUUUCUCUGUUACCUCCUGUUUUGAGGUGAUUAACGGCAGAUUAGAAGGGAAUAUUCCUCAUUUACUGACUAUGAUCUUAUCAAUAGAAAAUCUGAUCGUCGCCCCUCUGAUACAUCCUGUAAUUUACGGGCUUAAACUGCAGGAGAUUUUCAACAGGAUCAAAAGAAUGUUCUGGAAAAAGAGCAACCAAAUAUCAUUUUAGAUUCAUAUAUACUAAUUCCCUUCAUUUUAUAAUGUAUACAGUACAGUACAUUCCUGCUGUACUGAACUGCACACAUGAUUUGUUUUUUUAACCUACCUGUAAAUUGUCAGCUUUUUACUGUAGUAUAUAUAUAUAUAUAUAUAUAUAUAUAUAUAUCGUCACCGUGUCCAUUUUUCUCCAUUUUACUAAAUAAUUUGAACAGACAAAGUGUCCCUCACACUGUGUCAAAAUUUAUUGAUUAACGGCCAAUAGAAAUUCUCCAAAAUGACCUGAAAUAAACUCUUUUUACAUUGACUUCCA
Messenger RNA from Astyanax mexicanus (Mexican tetra), 1407 nucleotides. RefSeq names its product olfactory receptor 6N2-like. Gene Ontology annotation, molecular function: G protein-coupled receptor activity; olfactory receptor activity. The coding region runs from base 160 to 1107 and encodes 315 amino acids. The record is from RefSeq and is a predicted model, not a curated record. Lineage: Eukaryota; Metazoa; Chordata; Actinopteri; Characiformes; Acestrorhamphidae. Gene Ontology annotation, biological process: G protein-coupled receptor signaling pathway. The transcript has a single exon. Gene Ontology annotation, cellular component: membrane.